Messenger RNA from Tarenaya hassleriana, 3732 nucleotides. Its product is annotated as serine/threonine-protein phosphatase 4 regulatory subunit 3A-like. NCBI's taxonomy places the organism in Eukaryota, Viridiplantae, Streptophyta, Magnoliopsida, Brassicales, Cleomaceae. Gene Ontology annotation, biological process: protein dephosphorylation. Gene Ontology annotation, cellular component: protein phosphatase 4 complex; nucleoplasm. Bases 324 to 2855 code for a protein of 843 amino acids. The transcript has 23 exons. Gene Ontology annotation, molecular function: protein phosphatase activator activity. The record is from RefSeq and is a predicted model, not a curated record.
UCCAUGGUUCUCUCUGCAAGUAAUGGCUGCCAAAUAUUUGACCGAUAACUUUUUUACAUCUUAUUUUUUAAAACCUAUGACUGGGUAUAUCACCUAUCAUGAGCAAGAUGUUCAAGGUCCAAACUUGGGAGGAUCAGUAGGUGAAGUGGUUAUCUCGUUUCUCCGUUGUACAACUAAAACUGACUUGUUAGGCUAGAAGUACAUCUUGUCGGAAAAAUAGCCAUCUCUUAUUUGUUUUGAUUGUUCAGAGAGUGAAGGUCUAUCGUCUAAACGAAGAUGGUAAAUGGGAUGACCGAGGAACUGGACACGUCACUAUCGACUAUAUGGAGCGAACAGAAGAAUUGGGUUUAUAUGUGAUUGAUGAAGAAGACAAUGAAACACUAAUUGUGCACCACAUCAGCCCUGAGGACAUCUACAGGAAGCAAGAAGACACAAUUAUCUCAUGGAGAGACCCAGAGCGCUCAACAGAUAUGGCAUUGAGCUUUCAAGAGACGGCCGGAUGCUCUUAUAUUUGGGACCAAAUCUGUACUAUACAACGAAAUAUGCAUUUCAACUCUCUUAACAGCGAAACAUUUCACAGCCUGAACAGUGAGUUGAGAGAGCUUCCUGCAGUGGAGCUUCCUACUCUUCCUCUAAUACUCAAGAUUGUGACUGAGAGUGGCAUUGCAGAUCAAAUGCGGCUAACUGAGCUAAUUUUGAAGGAUGAUGGUUUCUUCCGGAGACUGAUGAAUGUAUUCAAAAUAUGUGAGGACUUGGAAAAUGUUGAUGGCCUUCACAUGAUAUUCAAUAUAGUCAGAGGAAUCAUUUUGCUCAAUAGUUCUCAGAUCUUUGAGAAAAUCUUUGGGGAUGAACUAAUAAUGGAAAUUAUUGGGUGUCUUGAGUAUGAUCCUGAUGUUUCUCAGUCGCAACAUCACCGGAAUUUUCUGAAAGAGCACGUUGUUUUUAAGGAGGCUAUACUGAUUAAAGAUCCUCUAGUCCUUUCAAAGAUACACCAGACAUACAGAAUUGGUUAUUUGAAGGAUGUUGUUUUGGCUAGAGUACUAGAUGAUGCUACAGUUGCAAACUUGAAUUCAAUAAUCCACGCAAACAAUGCUAUUGUUGUUUCUUUGCUGAAGGAUGACAGCACCUUUAUCCAAGAAUUGUUUGCAAGGUUGAAGUCACCUUCUACAUCUGCAGAAUCCAAGAAAAAUUUGGUGUACUUCUUGCUUGAGUUUUGUAGUUUAAGCAAGAGCCUCCAGGUGGUGCAGCAGCUGCGACUUUUUAGGGAUCUCAUUAAUGAAGGGAUUUUUGACAUCGUAGUGGAUGUCUUGCAGAGUCCAGACAAGAAACUUGUAUUAACCGGGACAGACAUCCUCAUUCUUUUCAUGAAUCAGGAUUCCAACCUUUUACGUACUUACAUUGUUCGGCCAGAAGGAACUCCUCUCCUUGGUCUCCUGGUGAAGGGAUUGAUGGAAGAUUUUGGUGAUAAGAUGCAUUGCCAGUUUCUAGAAAUUAUACGAAGCUUACUGGAUUCAAAUGCAUUGUCUAGUGGAGCUCAGAGAGCGAAUAUCAUGGAUAUUUUCUAUGAGAAGCAUCUACCUGAGUUAGUUGAUGUUAUAACUGCCUCAUGUCCUGAGAGGCCUGACAGUAAAUCUGAAGGUGCGGCCAGAAAAAUUGGAAGUCAUCAUAGUGCGAGGCCUGAAGUCUUGUCAAACAUUUGUGACUUGCUGUGCUUCUGCGUUCUUCAAGAUUCAUCGAGGACAAAGUGCAAUUUUCUUCAUAAUAAUGUGACAGAAAAGGUUUUGCAUCUCACACGAAGAAAGGAAAAAUACCUAGUGGUUGCUGCUGUUCGCUUUGUCCGAACUCUUCUUGCUGUGCUUGAUGAGUACGUGCAAAAUUAUAUUGUUAAGAGCAAUCUGCUGAAACCGAUUAUUGAUGUAUUUGUUGCCAAUGGCAACCGAUACAAUCUGCUUAACUCCGCUGUGCUGGAGCUUCUUGAGCACAUACGCAAGGGUAAUGCAACAGUGUUGCUCAAAUAUGUAGUUGAUACCUUCUGGGAACAAUUGGCUCCCUUUGAGCACUUGACCUCCAUCCAGGCUUUCAAGGUGAAAUAUGAGCAGUGCUUAGAGAGUGCUGGACCGAAGGGCAAUGCUGAUUCGAUUGAACCUAGAAGAAGAAUUGAUGAGCGUGCUUUGGAUAAAGAGGAGGAAGACUAUUUCAACGGGGACAGCGACGAAGAAGAUACAGCAUCUGCUUCUAACACACAAAAAGAACAACCAAAGCCCCAUAUCUCCAAUGGAGUGGCCUCGAGCUAUGCAUCUUCAAGCCCGAGGUCUGGUGGACUGGUAGACUAUGAUGACGAUGACGAUGAAAACUAUAAACCACCUCCCCGGAAACAACCGGAAGCUUCUGAAGAGGAAGAAGAAGUUGAGUUCCUUAGGCUAAAACGCAAAUCCUUGUCUGGAGAAAGAGAGCAGGAGCCAUCGAAAAAACAGCGGUUGGUUAAAAGUUGCAAAAAGGAAAGCGUAUUUGCUGCCCUCUGUUCGACGCUUAGCCAGGCAGUGCUUCCGGGUAAGAAAACUGCAGGCACCACCACCGCAUCUGCAGCAACCCGCUCAACCGAAGCAAACAAAACCUCGCCAGAAGAACAACAACAAGAAGAAACUAAUGAACCUGAGAACACCAGAAAUUGCAACAGCAGAGGCAGUUCAGAUGACGAGAACCGUAAGGACGAAGAGGAAUCCACUUCCCGGAGCUUAGAUGAUACUGACAGCAAGCACGAAACAUCAGACAACCGAAAGCUAACCGGUGGGGAUGAUGAAUCUCGAUUAGUGCCACAGAAAUCAUCACCAGAAAUGGCUGUGAAUGGAUCCUGAGCUUUUAACAACAGGUUGGAAGAAUAGAUUGGAUCCAGAAAUGGCUUUGGCGCUCUGGCUGGCUGUGUUCUUGCACUUUUGCAGGCUGUGACAGAAGCCAGUUUAAUGGCGGCUGAGCUGAGCUGAACUGAACUGAACUGUGAGACAAAAAGGCAGAAAAAAGAAAAGAAAGGGAGUGUGUAUGUGGUGUUGCUUUAUGAUAGUAAUGGAAGUUGAAGAAGAAACUGUAUAGAGACCCGACGGAUGGAUGGUGACCAGAGGUAAUGUUCUUGUUCAUAUAGUGUUUUCCAGCCCCUUUCUCUCCCUCUCUCUCUCUAUAUAUACACACACACACACACACACACACACUUGCAAGUGGCAUUUGUAAAAACACAAUCUAUUAGCAUCAGUAACUUCAUUCAUUCGAAUCCGGAUGAACUGUGUGUGGGGUUCAGAUCUUUGUGUUUUGAUGAUAGAUAGUCUCCACUGUAAUGGGGUUUCUGUUUUUUGGUUAAUUUAGUUGGAAUAUAGAGUUGUGAGGAGGAUGACGAUGGAUUGGUUAUAGAGGAAGCGCCAAAAAUGCAAACUUCGUAUUUAUUUUUCAUAUAACCUUUUUUUUUCUCUCUCAAGACUCCUGGAAUUGUUGCACUUAUGGAUGUCGUUAUUACUAGUAAUUAUUGUUUGAUUUUAAAUUUAAAAAAAUAAGGGUGGGUUAUUUCUUACAGGAGUCGGUCGCAUGUGUGUUCUUCAAAAGUGCACACUUCUUGUUUUUUUUUUGUUGGUUGGAUUGAAUCUUUGUCUUCGUUUGCUUGUAACUACUAGUUGUUUGGUAUAUCGCACAUUUUGUGUAAGAGUUACAAUCUAACAGUUUAUACAAAACUGUGUAAUAUUAUUUUAA